UAAUAACACAAUUUCUUUUAGUCCUACAGGAUCGCAUGUUGAAUGGUGUAAACAGCUUAUAGCUGCUACAAUUUCUAGUCAGAUUUCAGGUUCAGUGACAUCAGAAAAUGUAUCCAGAGAUUACAAGGAGACUCAGGAAGAGCACAGUGGCUGCCCUUCUGAAGCCGAAGCCGAUCAGGUGGCUCUGAGGGAUGGAAAUAAGCUGGCACAGAUGGAAGAAGCGCCACUUUUUCCAGGAGAAUCAAUCAAGGCCAUUGUGAAGGACGUCAUGUACAUCUGCCCAUUCAUGGGAGCAGUGAGUGGGACACUGACGGUGACGGACUUCAAGAUGUACUUCAAAAACGUAGAGCGGGAUCCUCAUUUCAUCCUGGAUGUUCCCCUUGGAGUGAUCAGCAGAGUGGAGAAGAUCGGGGCACAGAGCCAUGGAGACAAUUCCUGUGGCAUAGAGGUCGUGUGCAAGGAUAUGAGGAACUUGCGACUUGCUUAUAAACAGGAAGAACAGAGCAAACUGGGAAUAUUUGAAAAUCUCAGCAAACACGCAUUUCCUCUUUCCACAGGGCAGACACUAUUUGCGUUCAACUAUAAAGAAAAAUUUCCAAUUAAUGGAUGGAAAGUUUAUGACCCGGUAUCUGAAUAUAAGAGACAGGGCUUGCCCAAUGAGAGCUGGAAAAUAUCCAGAGUAAACAGCAAUUACGAGCUGUGUGACACCUACCCUGCCGUCAUUGUUGUGCCAACGAGUGUACAAGAUGAUGACCUUUCGAAAGUGGCAGCCUUCCGAGCAAAAGGCAGAAUCCCUGUGUUGUCAUGGAUUCAUCCAGAAAGUCAGGCGACCAUUACCCGGUGCAGCCAGCCGCUGGUGGGCCCCAAUGAUAAACGCUGCAAGGAAGAUGAAAAAUAUCUGCAGACGAUAAUGGACGCCAACGCGCAGUCGCACAAGCUCACCGUCUUUGACGCGCGCCAGAACAGCGUCGCCGACACCAACAAAGCGAAGGGUGGAGGAUAUGAAAGUGAAAGUGCAUACCCGAACGCAGAGCUGGUCUUCCUGGAGAUCCACAACAUCCACGUGAUGCGCGAGUCCCUGCGCAAACUGAAGGAGAUCGUGUACCCGUCCGUCAACGAGGCCCGCUGGCUGUCCAGUGUGGAUGCGACUCACUGGCUGGAGUACAUCCGGAUGCUUCUUGCUGGGGCGGUGCGGAUAGCCGACAAGAUAGAGUCCGGCAAGAGCUCGGUGGUGGUGCACUGCAGCGACGGCUGGGACCGCACGGCCCAGCUCACGUCCCUGGCCAUGCUCAUGCUGGACGGCUACUACCGCACCAUUCAGGGCUUCGAGGCACUCAUAGAAAAGGAGUGGGUCAGCUUUGGACACCGGUUUGCACUGCGAGUGGGCCACGGCAGCGACAACCACGCAGAUGCUGACCGAUCCCCUAUAUUUCUUCAGUUUAUUGACUGUGUUUGGCAAAUGACAAGACAGUUUCCUUCAGCCUUCGAGUUUAAUGAACUAUUCUUGAUUACAAUUUUGGAUCACCUUUAUAGCUGUCUCUUUGGGACUUUCUUGUGCAACUGUGAACAGCAGCGACUCAAAGAGGAUGUGUAUACGAAGACUGUAUCGUUGUGGUCGUACAUCAAUAGCCAGCUUGAUGAAUUUUCUAAUCCCUUCUUUGUGAACUAUGAAAACCACGUCUUAUAUCCUGUUGGUAGUCUGAGGCAUUUGGAAUUAUGGGUAAACUAUUACGUACGAUGGAAUCCACGCAUGAGGCCUCAGAUGCCGAUCCACCAGAACCUCAAGGAGCUGCUGGCGGUGCGUGCGGAGCUGCAGAAGAGGGUGGAGGACUUGCAGCGGGAGGUGGCCGCCCGUGCCUCGUCCUCCUCCGAGCGGGGCUCCUCGCCUUCCCACUCGGUCACUCCCGUGCACACCUCGGUCUGACCCUGGAGGCGCAGAGGGACCUGCCGUGGGCCGUCGCUCGUGAUGUCGUCUGUUAGCAUUAGGCCUGGUGGCCCCGCAUCUGAAGGGCCUUCCAGCCAUGACCCCUGUGUGGCCAGGGACAGCUCCCCUCUGUCGAUGCUUUGUGUGUUGUGAGCGCUCCGUCUCCCUCCUGUCGGCUUUCAGAGGCUGGCCGCCCACCCCAUCGACCCUGGCAUCGGCUUCCUCUCGAGCCACCACCAUGCCCUCCCCUUGUCCAGAGAAGCCUCCGGAGACUAGCUGUGCUCUGGGGCCCUGUGCUGGCCCAUAGCUUCCUGUAGCUCUUGGUUCCCACUAGACAACUUACAGAAUGAAGUAUGUGGUGGGAAGCGGCCAGUGGCCCUCUGUUCUGCACUUAUCUCCAGGCAGGGCCCGGGGCCCCGACGAGUGGCGUGUACAUAGAAGGUAUUUUUAAUAAGAGAAACAUACCUUUAUUUUCCUAAGUCCUUUUAGGUUCAGAAUGGCCACCCGAGCAGGUGUCUGCUCACCAGACUGUGAGACGCUCUUUGCACCUGCGCUGGGGCUCCCCUUUACAUGGUACAUUGGCGCGUGGCCUGCGUGUGGUGGUGUUAGUGGCAGUGGCUUCUGUCCUCACCUCGCCUUGGUCCUUACCCCUGAGGUGGCUGCCCAUUGUCAGCAUGACGGAGGGCCAAGCUGCUGGCCUCCCCGAGAGGCUCACCUGCCCCUCCUGGGCUGGCCGACCGCCCUGCUCACCCUUUGCUGCUGCUGCCCACAGCAUGGAUGUCUGCAUUCGGAGGGGCCACCGUGGCCAAGAGCCCGGCAGCCACCGGUUGGGCUCUGCUCCUGCUGUCCCAGCUGCGGCCCAACUUGGCGCUGGGCACCGCCGCCCAGCCAGCCGCUGGCAGGAGGCACGGGGUCGGAGAGGCGCUGCAGCUUGCAGGGUCAGGCCCACGAAGCCGCCCGGGCGCCCAGCGCCUCGCAGGGCCCCGCGCUCGGGGAUUUUGCAGUCACUGACCUAGAACAGCUGUUCAACUUGGGACCUUCCGAUUCUUACAAAACUUUUCUGGUGUAAUUCCAUAUUUAUCCUAGGCAAUUGGGUAACUUAAAGUCAGCUCUCCAUUUUUAUCACCUGGGGAUUUGCUUGUGAAUCAUGGUUGAAUCCUAGUUUGACUUCUGUUCCCAGCACAUGUGAAGGCUCGUGUCCGCGCCCAGGUCUCGAUCUGGCAGCCGCACUAGGCCUGGGAAAUGCAGUGUAGACUUGAUCUCUUGCCAGAACCACUCCAGCAAGGCGGGCUCGCUCGUGCUGAAGUAAGCACUUGGGGGGCACCCUGGAACCGCAGCUCAGCUGCGCAGCAGCGGAUGGACACCCCAUCUCAGCGCAGACGUUGCGCCUCCCCGAAGUCGAGCUGUGACCUCGGCAGUUCUUGUCCUCUGUCUGUAAGUGUCCUGGUGUCGGCCCGUUAUGGUUUUUAAAAACCGGUACAAUAUUGGAUUUGCUGCAUCGGAUGCACCGUAUUUCAGCCUGUAAUUAAAGUGUUUGCUCCGA
Molecule: messenger RNA, 3467 nt
Organism: Condylura cristata (star-nosed mole)
Lineage: Eukaryota; Metazoa; Chordata; Mammalia; Eulipotyphla; Talpidae
Gene: MTMR1
Product: myotubularin related protein 1
Exons: 15
Coding region: 212-1924 (570 amino acids)
Biological process (GO): phosphatidylinositol dephosphorylation
Molecular function (GO): phosphatidylinositol-3,5-bisphosphate 3-phosphatase activity
Source: RefSeq, a predicted model, not a curated record